AAUGAAGCACUGGCAGUGUUGCCAAUAACGCCAUUGAGCAUUUUUCUACAGCCUUUAUUGAGUUGCUUCUUCAGCUAGCUUUAGCGGCUACAAGAGCGAGUGUUGUCCUCGCCGUUCCUUCCCCCCCUUCCCCCGUCCAGCGCUGUUUCGAUCUCGUUUCGCCGGUCUUCUGGCGUCGGCGUCGGCUGAUUGUCUUUUCUGACGUACGCCAGCCUUCCGCCGACCAUGGCGAGCGUCUCCUAUCACAUCGCCAACCUCCUUGAGAAGAUGACGUCGAGCGACAAGGACUACCGCUUCAUGGCCACCAACGACCUGAUGGCUGAGCUGCAGAAGGACUCUAUCAAGCUGGAUGACGACAGCGAGAGGAAGGUGGUCAAGAUGCUGCUCAAGCUGCUUGAGGACAAGAACGGGGAAGUGCAGAACUUGGCUGUGAAAUGCCUGGGCCCCCUGGUGAACAAGGUGAAAGAGUACCAGGUGGAGACGAUAGUGGACAGCCUCUGCAACAACAUGGUCUCGGACAAGGAGCAGCUCAGGGACAUCUCUAGCAUUGGCCUUAAGACUGUGAUCGGGGAGCUUCCGGCAUGUAGCGGCAGCAGCCUGGUGGCCUCGAUCUGCAAGAAGAUGACCGGGCGGCUAAGCCGGGCCAUCGGCUGUCAGGAGGACGUGGCAGUUCAACUGGAGGCCCUGGACAUCCUCGGGGACCUGCUGUGCCGCUUUGGGGCCACCCUGGUGCCCUUCCAGCCUGCCAUCAUGGAGGCCCUGUUACCACAGCUGCAGUCCCCGAGGCUGGCCGUGCGCAAGCGCUCCAUCACGGCCAUCGGGUUCCUGGUGCUGAGCUGUAGCCAGGGGCUCUUCAACAAGCUGAUGGAUGCCCUGCUCGAAGAGCUGUCCAAGAACAGCUGCACCUCCACUACCCGCACCUACAUCCAGUGCAUCGGUACCAUCAGUCGCCACGGGGGCCACCGCAUGGGCCCCCAGCUGGAGCGCCUGGUGCCCCUGGUGGUGUCAUACUGCGGCCUGGAGGACGACGAGCUGCGCGAGCACUGCCUCCAAGGCCUGGAGAGCCUGCUCAGGCGUUGCCCCAAGGAGCUGGCCCCCCACGUCCCCACGAUACUGAAGAUUUGCCUGGAGUACCUGUGCUACGACCCAAACUACAACUACGAUGACGAGGAGGACGACAACUCAAUGGACAUGGACAGGGGUGACACGGAUGGGGAGAGCGAGGAGGAGUACAGUGACGACGACGACAUGAGCUGGAAGGUGCGCCGGGCAGCGGCCAAGUGCCUGGAGGCGGUCAUAGCGACGCGGCACGAGAUGCUGGACGAGUUCUACCGCACGGUGUCGCCGGCCCUCAUCGCCCGCUUCAAGGAGCGGGAGGAGAACGUCAAGGUGGACAUCCUGCAGGCCUACGUGGCCCUGCUGCGGCAGACCAAGCCCCUGCUGGCCCAGCAGCAGACGCUCACCCCUGCAGACCUGGCCAACGCCGAGGGCACUCUGGCCCUGGUUGCGGCCCAGGUGGGGCCCCUGGUGCGUGCCCUGGGCCGUCCCCUGCGGGAGAAGGGGCUGAAGACGCGGCAGGGCUGCCUGUGCCUGCUCACGGAGCUGCUGCUUGUCCUGCCGGGGGCCCUGGCCAACCACCUGCCACAGCUGCUGCCAGGGCUACAGUUCUCCCUCGUCGGGGACAAGAACUCCAGCUCCAACAUGAAGAUUGACACGUUGGCGUUCCUGCACUGCCUGCUGACGUACCACAGCCCCAGCGUUUUCCACCCACACAUCAACACCCUGGUGCCCCCCAUCAUUCAUGCGGUGGGUGACAGCUUCUACAAGAUCACCUCUGAGGCCCUGCUGGUUCUUCAGCAGCUGGUGAAGGUCCUUCGUCCGUUGGAGGGGACAGAGCCUGCAUUUGCCUUCGAGCCGUACGUGGCAGACAUCUAUCAGUGCACCCUGGCCAAGCUGAAGGCAGCCGACAUCGACCAGGAGGUCAAGGAGAGAGCCAUCACCUGCAUGGGCCAGAUCCUGUGCCACCUGGGAGACCGGUUGCAGCCGGAGUUGGCGGUGUGCCUGCCCAUCUUCCUGGACCGGCUGCGCAACGAGAUCACCCGCCUCACCACCGUCAAGGCGCUGACCAGGGUGGCCGGGUCUCGACUGCACAUAGAGCUGAGUCCCAUGUUGCCCGACUGUGUCCCGGUACUCUCGUCGUUCCUGCGAAAGAACCAGCGGGCACUCAAGCUGGCCACCCUCACACUCCUGGACACCCUGGUCCGAAACUACAGUUCGUCCCUCUCUCCGGAGAUGGUGAGCACGGUGAUGCGCGAGUUGCCGCCGCUCAUCAGUGAGGCCGACCUGCACAUCUCUCAGCUGACGCUGCAGCUGCUGACGUCCAUGUCGCGGGUGCACCAGCAAUCGCUCAGCCUGGUCAGCAGCGCCAUCUUGCCGGAGAUUCUAGUCCUGGUGCGAUCACCCCUGCUCCAGGGUGGUGCCCUGACCGCAAUGCUGGAGUUCUUCCAGGCACUGGUGGCAUCUAACCUGCCGGGUCUUAGCUUCAACGAACUGCUCCAGGAGCUGAGCGGCCCCGUGUACCAGGCUGGUGGGGCGGGCGCAGCGGCGUGCCUGCACCGCCAGGCGUACCACUCAAUGGCCAAGGCGGUGGCGGCACUCACCCUCCAGUGUCCCAGGGAGGCCCUGCCCACGGUCCAGCACCUGCUCAGGGACAUACAGGCCAAUCGCAGUGUGGACUCCAUCCAGUUGUUUGCCCUGCUUGCCAUUGGCGAGAUCGGAAGGCACAUAGACCUGAGUGGCAUUGUGGAGCUGCAGACAGUCCUCCUCGAAGCCUUCUCGUCCCAGAGUGAAGAAGUAAAGACGGCCGCCUCCUUUGCCCUCGGCAGCGUGAGCGUGGGAAACCUUCCGGAGUACCUGCCCUUCCUGCUGCGCGAGAUUGGGGAGCAGCCACGCAGGCAGUACCUGCUGCUGCACUCCCUCAAGGAGAUCAUCAGUUGCCAAUCUGCAAGUCCAGAAAGCAUCCAAGCCCUGGAGCCCUUCAUCGAAUCUAUCUGGGCCUUGCUGGUGCAGCACUGGGAGUGUCCCGAGGAAGGUGCCCGCAACGUGGUGGCGGAGUGCCUGGGACGCCUGUCCCUGUCCAGGCCCCAGGAGCUGCUGCCACGCCUGGAGGCCUGCCUGGCCUCUCCCUCGCCCCUGGCCAGGGCCACCGUCGUGGCCGCCGCCAAGUGGGCCCUCGCCGAGCGAUCGGAGGGUUCCCAGGUGCUGGGUGCCCGCCUGUCGCCGUUCCUGGAGGCCCUCGGGGACCCUGAUCUCGGGGUGCGGCGGGUGGCGCUGCUGGCACUCAACUCUGCGGCCCACAACCGGCCACUGCUCGUCAGGGACCUGCUGCCCUCCCUGCUGCCCAGGCUGUACCAGGAGACACGCGUGCGGAUGGAACUGAUUCGGGAGGUAGAAAUGGGACCCUUCAAGCACACAGUGGACGACGGGCUGGACAUACGGAAGGCGGCCUUUGAGUGCAUGUACACGCUGCUGGACACCUGCCUGGAGCAGCUGGAUGUCUUUGAGUUCCUCAACCACGUGGAGGAAGGGCUGAGGGACCACUACGACAUCAAGAUGCUCACUUACUUGAUGCUGGUGCGACUGGCCUGCCUCUGCCCCGCAGCCAUCCUGCAGAGGCUGGAACGCCUGGUGGAGCCCCUGAAGGCGACAUGUGGCAGCAAGAUCAAAGCCAACUCGGUCAAGCAGGAGUUUGAGAAGCAGGACGAGCUCAAGCGGUCAGCCAUGCGUGCCUUCACCGCCCUACUAGCCAUCCCAGAUGCAGACAAGAACCCCCUGAUGAACGAGUUCCUCUCCCAAAUCAAGUCCACGCCCGACCUGCAGAUCCUCUACGAGGGCAUCCAAAAGGACACGAGCGCCGGCAUUGCCGACACGGUCAACACAAUGGACGUCAGCUGAGGGCCACCCUUCGUAUGCCUCUUUCUAUCUGAGUCUCCCGAGAGCAACGACGGCUGUGCCCGCCGCCUUUCCUAAGUAAAAGACUGGUUGCGUUGUC
Messenger RNA from Ixodes scapularis (black-legged tick), 4051 nucleotides. It is a transcript of the gene Cand1, whose product is annotated as cullin-associated NEDD8-dissociated protein 1. The record is from RefSeq and is a predicted model, not a curated record. Gene Ontology annotation, cellular component: nucleus. The transcript has 29 exons. Gene Ontology annotation, biological process: protein ubiquitination; SCF complex assembly. Bases 226 to 3954 code for a protein of 1242 amino acids. NCBI's taxonomy places the organism in Eukaryota, Metazoa, Arthropoda, Arachnida, Ixodida, Ixodidae.